Trichomonas vaginalis G3 is the source of this 597-nucleotide messenger RNA. Its product is annotated as small Rab GTPase Rab6a. The transcript has a single exon. The coding region runs from base 1 to 597 and encodes 198 amino acids. Gene Ontology annotation, molecular function: GTPase activity; GTP binding. NCBI's taxonomy places the organism in Eukaryota, Parabasalia, Trichomonadida, Trichomonadidae. The record is from RefSeq and is a predicted model, not a curated record.
AUGACAACAAUCAAUCAUAAAGUGGUUUUAGUUGGAGAUUCUUCUGUCGGAAAGACAUCAAUUAUCAAUCAAUUCAUUUACGAAUCAAUUUCUGAUGAACAUCAAGCAACAGUUGGUAUAGAUUUCUUUUCAAAGCAAAUCGAAGUUGACGGAAAAGUUGUGAAGAUGCAAAUAUGGGAUACGGCUGGACAAGAAAAAUUUUCUUCUCUUAUCCCUUCCUACAUUAGAGAUUCGACAGUGGCAGUUUUUGUUUAUGAUAUUACUUCGGAAGAAAGCUUUGAUCACUUAGAGCGCUGGACGAAGCUUGUGAGCGAUAUUGCCAAUCCAUCCUUAGUUUUCGUUGGAAACAAGACUGAUUUAUCUGAUGCUCGCCAAGUUCCGAUUGAAAGACUUCAGAACUAUUCUGAGGAAAAGAAAGGCAAAUUUAUUGAAGUUAGUGCUAAAGCUCCUACCAAUAUUAAAGAACUUUUCCAGAUGAUUGCCGAAAUACCUCCCGUUGACCUUCCUGAACCAGCAAAGGAAACAACUAACGUCAAAGCACCAGCAAAUCUUAAUGCCAACUCAAACAACAAUGCCAAAAGUGGUGGCUGCUGUUAA